Molecule: messenger RNA, 731 nt
Organism: Oncorhynchus keta (chum salmon)
Lineage: Eukaryota; Metazoa; Chordata; Actinopteri; Salmoniformes; Salmonidae
Exons: 4
Coding region: 96-731 (211 amino acids)
Source: RefSeq, a predicted model, not a curated record
AUGGGAUCUCUGCAGCAGAGGUGGAGCUGAGAGUCAGACCAGGAGACAACAUCACUCUCUACUGUGACUGUAUCAUAACUACUGGAGUUUACAUUAUGUGGUAUAGGAACUGUUCUCACAAGUACCAGCCUCCUCUAGUUAUUUCAAUGUCCAACGUUAACCAAAAUCUUCUUCUUUCUAAUAAUCCCAACCGUUUCCCUGGAUAUAAUGUGGUGUGGAACCCCUCUAACAACUCCUAUGAUCUACUGAUUGAGAACAUCACUGAAUCUGACCUGGGACUCUACUACUGUGGGACUGUGGAGAACAAUGUAGUGGAUGAUGGAGGUAAAGGAGGAAUUAAACAGAAAGAGUUGUACCACUAUGGAAACAUCACCACUAGGAUUUCACUUGACAUCAGUUCUCCUGAGUCCUCCUCCUCCCCUCCUGAGUCCUCCUCCUCCUCUCCUCCUCCUGAGUCCUCCUCCUCCUCCCCUCCUCCUGUAGACUGUGGUCUGUGUUGGAUGUUGCUGUUCAGCCUGUGUCCUGUGUCUGCUCUCCUCUCCUCUCUCCUCUCCUCCUUCUGUGUCUACUCCUUCUGCAGAACAACAGCUCCAACUGAGACUCAGGUUCCUCUGAACAGGACGACCACCAGGGGAAGUGACAGCAGAGAGCAGACUACAAGUGAGACCCUUACCAGCCUUCAAAACCAGCUCCUGAGACCCUCUCCGCCAGCCUUCAAUACCAGCAGAUGA